Mercenaria mercenaria is the source of this 732-nucleotide messenger RNA. RefSeq lists its product as uncharacterized. Bases 1 to 732 code for a protein of 243 amino acids. The record is from RefSeq and is a predicted model, not a curated record. Lineage: Eukaryota; Metazoa; Mollusca; Bivalvia; Venerida; Veneridae. The transcript is spliced from 2 exons.
AUGGAAGGUGAAAAUUCUCAUCAACCUCUCACAUCAAAUACGGCAUUUCCAAGAUUUCUUCUCAUUCAAACAAAUAUCGAAGAUUUUAAAAUGACAAGUAUCUCACCGUUUGCAAUUGAGAAAACUAUAGAAAGUAUAGCUGGUGUUCCUAAAUCAGUUAAAAAGUUGCGUACUGGUGAUCUUCUCGUUGAAGUUGACAGAGCAGCACACGCUAAAAAUCUACUUGGCAUUACAUCCUUCUUUAACCAUCCGUGUAAAUGUAUACCGCACCGUACUUUGAACUCCACAAGGGGGGUCAUUCGAUGUCCCGAUCUUGCUGGGGUAUCAGAGACGGAGAUUGUUAAAGAACUUACUGCUCAACACGUGACAGCUGCGAGACGUAUCAAAAUAAAAAAAUUAGGGAAAGAAAUCCACAUCAAUACUAUCAUUCUAACAUUUGGCAUUCCAUUCCUACCUUCUGUUAUAAACAUUGGCUAUCUACGUACAAAUUUUACUAUUUACAUACCAAAUCCUCUUCAGUGUUACAAUUGUUUCAAGUUUGGCCACAACGAAAACACCUGUAAAGCUGAACAUAUUUGUCCAAAGUGCUGCCGGGAUGGAUACUCUCACGAACAUGACACCUGCAAGUAUCCAAUGCGUUGUCUUAUCAAAGCUGUGGCAAAUGUAUUCAUGCCAGGUCCAGAAUUUUAUCUGAAGGAAGAGGGCUAUUCCAAUACCAAAGUCUCCUCUUAG